UUCAUAUCUUCGUAUAUAAAGUGACUGAAAGUGUCUCAAGUCGAUUGAUCAAGUCAUUGAUCUAUAUGUCGUAAAAAAAUAAAUCAAUUUCUUCUUUUUGAAUAAUUAAAAGAAAAAAUUAACAUCAUUAAUUUAAGUUCUUCAUAUUUAUUUUAUAUUUUUACAUAUUACAGUAUUAGCUAUUUUUUUGUAAACUUCUCAUAUAAUAUUAAAUAUCAAAAAUUCAAAAAUGAGCUUUUACCAGCUGCCCUAUGAAAUGAAAAAAAAAAUAUUUUCAAAUCUUGGACGAAAGGAACUUCGGACGAUACGUCAAAUAGAUAGUAAUUGGAAAAUUGUUAUUGAUGAUUUAAGAAAGUGGAAAAAAAGAUGUUUAGUAGACGAAAUAAAACCAUGGAAAAAUCAAUUAAUUAAACUACAAUAUCCUUCUUUAAAAAGUAAUAAGUACAAUGAUUUAAAAGAUGAACAGUGGAAAAUAAUUUUUCUAUUGUACAAAAAAUGGCGUCAAGUAUUUAAUUCCAAUCAUUGUACUAUUCAUAAUUUUAAAAUUCCGCAAGAAAAUAUUCCUCAUGAACUGGCUAAUAGUAAUAUCAAAUUUCAUUAUGAUUUAUUAGCUAAUCAUUUUGUUGUGGGAAUAAAUCGUAUUGGAUUGAAUUGUUUGUAUGCUAUUAACGAAAAGAUCGAUUUAAAACACAAGUUGAAGUUUGAAAAUUAUGCCGAUUCUGAUAUUAUAUUAAAAGAUGAUGAGAUUAAUUGGUUUAAUUUCAUUGAUCCUAUUGAAAUAAAAAUUUGGAUAACCGGUACUGGGAAAGUAAUUAAUAUUAUGUAUUUUCGUAGUCAAAUUUUAUUUUGGGACGUUAUGAGAAAAACUAAAAUUCCAACACCAUCUAUUUUUUUUCAAGAUAUGCGAUCAUUACAUUUACGACGGGGAACUGAUGAAUAUUUUUACGUUAUAAAUACUUUUGAAAAUAAAUUAAUAAGCGUAAUUAGAUUGGAUUACGUUGAAAACGAAAUUACUACAGCAGAGAUAUUGACAAUCAACUUUUGCGCUUCCGAAAUACCCGAAUUUCUGGAUUUUUAUGCAGAGAGGAGAAAAAUAAUGAUAAUUUAUACAUUGUUUGGUCUAAAUAAAUUAAUAACAACAAUUGUUCAAAUUCCACAAUCACAAUCAUUACCUAUAAUUAUUGAUAAUUCAUUUCAAGAGACUAAUACCGCAAUAACGGUUUUAAAUUAUUCUUAUAAUUAUAAGUUUAUCAUUCCAUGUAUGAAUGUCGUAAUAGGACAUCAUAUUGACAAUGGAAGAGAAUUUAUCGUUCAAGUAUCACGUUUUGACGAAAAUAAUAAUCAUACUACGUCACUUAAACAUUACGUAUUACCACAAGAUAUUAUGACUCGUGAUUUUUAUAUUACUUCCAUGGCAUUAUAUUUCAACCAUAUUUUUAUAGCUACAGCAGCAGGUAAACUAAUAAUUUUUAAGUUAAAACAUUUGCAGCAUUUGUUAUAUUUAAAUUUUGAUUAUCUUAAACCAAAAAUAAUUGACACUAAAGUAUCAUCAAUAAAUGGAUUAAAAAUAACGAAACAUAAUAAUAGAAUUAUUAUUCUAUUAACAACUUUGUCUAGUCAAGUAAAUUUCUUAUUCUGUAAUCUACAUCUUUAAUUAAUUUAUUUGCGAGUAUAUAACGAUAGCUUUUUUUUUGUGGCAGAAA
This is a messenger RNA of Microplitis mediator, 1703 nucleotides long. RefSeq lists its product as uncharacterized. The transcript is spliced from 7 exons. The coding region runs from base 230 to 1654 and encodes 474 amino acids. NCBI's taxonomy places the organism in Eukaryota, Metazoa, Arthropoda, Insecta, Hymenoptera, Braconidae. Gene Ontology annotation, molecular function: protein binding. The record is from RefSeq and is a predicted model, not a curated record.